AUGCCUAUCACGCUACCUCCCACUAUUCUUGAAGAUGACAUCCCACCUUCUUAUGUAAAAGAACUAGGAAAAGUCACAUACAAGCUUAUCAAAUUGUACACUUUUGAUAACGAUGGUGAAAAUUAUUCACCUCAUGCCUAUGACUCCAAAGAUAAAACGGACAAACAUAAAUCUCACACCCAAUUAUUUUAUAAUAUAACCGAUAAAACAAAGUUAUCAAAAUGUACACCAUCAUAUUUCCGAAACGUUUUUCGACCGGAUGAAAGGUUUCAAAAUUUACAUUGGUAUACCGAAGCGCUCAAAUCGGUCUCUUCAUCCUCCGAACCUUCUAAUUUGUGGACGAUUGAUCAAGUGAAGUUAAAAAAGUCCAAGUUUAGUAAACGAAUUAAAAGACCAAGAGUAUUUUCAAUUGGUAAUGCCGAAUUGGGACGUUCAGUGUUCAAAUAUGAUAGCAGUAAGAACGAACCAAAAGGUUACUCCGGUAACAUCGCCACUCCAUGUGAUAAUUCUUGUAUACAAAGGUAUAGAUGGGUGAGGUAUAAAGAUGGUUCUGGAUGGGCGUUCAUUUCCAGGAAUGAUCCAAAUGCAACCUUGGUUGAAUUUCUUAAAACGGAUUUUGAUCAUGAGUUUGAUAUAAUAUUCUUGAAGAAUUCUCCUCCAGGUUGGAGGAUUUCACAAGAUUCAAAGGAUUUUGAUAAACCCGCUCAAUUUAUGGGAAGAUAUCCUUCCGUAUUUUCUAAUCCUUCAACAAUUCGAUCCUCGACAACCUCGGGACUUCUUUCAAACGUUUCAAUUCGUGAAUCAACGUUUUCUGAUAUCUCUACCGCUUUAAGUGUAAAUGAUGAAAAUGUAGGAAACGGCGGAAAGAUUUCUAACGUGAAUUCUCUUUACUCUGAACGUAAUUUCACUUCAUUAGGAAAUUUAUCUAAAUUUGAUUCCGAAAAAUCUUGGCAAGAAUAUGUUUUGGCUUCAACUGUUACCAUUCAAGAUGAGGUUAAUCAAAACAAAAGAAGGUUAUGGAAGAAGUGA
Molecule: messenger RNA, 1029 nt
Organism: Funneliformis mosseae
Lineage: Eukaryota; Fungi; Glomeromycota; Glomeromycetes; Glomerales; Glomeraceae
Source: the annotation of a GenBank genome assembly